Cannabis sativa is the source of this 2749-nucleotide messenger RNA. RefSeq lists its product as uncharacterized. Lineage: Eukaryota; Viridiplantae; Streptophyta; Magnoliopsida; Rosales; Cannabaceae. Bases 1620 to 2282 code for a protein of 220 amino acids. The transcript has 5 exons. The record is from RefSeq and is a predicted model, not a curated record.
UAUGUCAGAUCGUAGAGAAAUGAUAAGUUUAGUCGUAAAACUAUAGAGAGAGAGAGAGAGAGUGAAUAUUCGUAUAUCUUUCGAUGCCCUCACCCAGUCCUAGUGUGGGCCUAUUUAUUAUCUUAAGAAAAUGGUUACCUCUUGAAACCUGGUCCGUCCCUAGAGAAACGGUCUUUCCCCACUUCUACAGGGAUGAGCGUCAUCUUUUAGGUUCGUUCCUGGAUGAGCGCCCUCCCCUUAGCGUAUCACUUAGAGGGUUGAUAUUCUUGCUCCGCUAUGCUAGGGAAGAUUGCUAUUUUCGUGGGUUAGUUGGGAAACUUAACGUUCUUCUUCCUCCAUGCGUCAACCCUAACAUUACACUUUAAGAUCAAGCUUUAUUGUGGGUUGGACAUUCGAAUAUGGGUAUGACCCAAAAGACAUGGAUUGGGUGUGGCCCAUGUGAGCCAUUGGGCUUAUGGAUUCCUUAUUUCUGACUUAUAAGUGGGCUUUGUAAGUACUUCGAUCGUUGGGCCUUUUCGUUGGGCUUAGAGCAAUUUUUGGCCACUACAAUUUGUCCCUUGCUCUUUAAGUUGAGUUAUACUCAAGUUAAAGAGCAUUACUCGUAGGUGUGCAUGAUUGACUCAGAGUGCCUGUAGCGUGAUUUUAGAUUGAAAAUGAUUUGGGCGGCAUAAGUUGAAGUAGUUAGACUGAAUAUAUCUAUAAGUAAUUUUGUCUUGAUGAGGGCUUAUUGCAUCAGUGAUUUUCAAGACAAGUAUCUUGUAUAUCUUUGAUUUGUUGGCGCCUCAUCUUAUUCAGUGUAAAAUUCUAAUAUGUAUACUUCAUUAGGAUGAGCGCCACUUUGAGAGACUAAAAAACUUUUGUAAGUGUUACACUACAUGUAUACAUAAUAUUAGAUGAUAAUUGAAUAUCUCUUCUAGCUUUUAUCCUUUGUGUAGUUUGAGCUUCUAGUACUAGUGUUACCUUAAAAUGAGAACAACUUUUCUAUGGAUUCGACUUGAGAUGAGUGACAAUUGAUUGUCAUAAUAAGGAAUAGAUAAAAUUAUUAAUGUUAUUUUAGUACAUUUGACAUUUGAUUUGACUACACCAUUUGAUUCUUUACAAUCUCCUUCCUUUACCUUCACGUGGGCUUUUGACAUGUAUUGUAUAUAAUAAAUAUGUUUUACUUCUUUAAGAAGUUUAGGGUCUUGUCCCUUGUAGGAUGAGCUAUUAGCAAAAUAAGCUAUCCAAGUGUGUGUAUAUAGGCGUGAGUGUCUAUUUUAGUGGGUAAAUAGCUUUGUUUUAUUUUAUUUUUUUUUUGUUGGCAAUAUAUAAGACUUUGACAUUUGGAAGACCUUAAGAGCAAAGAAGAGAAUCCUAUUUUCUCAAUGCCAAAGGGCUGAUUGUUGUAAGCUAGAUAAAUAAUUUUGGAGGUAUUGUUGAGAGCUUUGGGUGGUGAACGGCUAGGAAGUCUUCUCCUUGUUGGUAAGGGGCUCACUCGAUGUCCUCGCAGGGGGUGUUGGUCUGAAGCUCGAGUCAACGACUUGCUCUCUAUUCCUUCCGAUCAAAGAGCCCAUAACAAGCUUCUUGUUUUAAAUAAAUCUUGUGUCGGAAAUUUGUGGUGAGACCGUUACUAUAAGAGGAUGACUUUCAAGGUUUGUGGAGCGGAUGAUGCUGUUGGUAGGGGUAAGACUAAUUUACUUGGAAAGAGGUCUAAGAAGACCACAAGUCAUGUUAUGAAAUCUCGAGUUCCUGCUAAGGAACAUGAAGCCGGUAGCUCUCAGUUGCUAGCUGAUGGUGUGGUUGCGGCUUCUCCACUGAGGGGUGACAACGAGUUGUCUAUUGAGGAGAGUAUGAUCAACCUGUCCAUCUCUUCUAUUAUUUCGGCCUACUCUGACCUUGCUUCUAUCGAAGGUCAUGUUGAGUCUCUUCUCGAUCCAAGAGGUGAAGAGCGUUUGAGAGGCAUCGGACUUGCGGGGCGAGCGAAUUACGGCGUUUCUACGAUUUACCAAGCUAUUCAAGCAGUCCUCUACUUAAGGCGUGACACAAUUUUGCUUGAUCAAAAGAACAGAGCUUUAAACAAGGAGCAUUCUAGACUUAGCAAGGAAGUGGAGAACUUGAAACUAGAAGGAGAGACUACCAAAUCAUCAUAUGACAAGCUCAAACAGAAUUAUUCCUCGUUGAAUACUGAGUUGGAGCGUGUGCGUGCAAAAGUCAAGGAGGUGGAGGCUAAGUAUGUCGCAUUGUACCAUGAGGUUGAUGAUAUUUCGCUCAAGACUGCCAUCAAGACAAGGGGGAGUCGAUGAUACAGUAUAAGAAAGGGCUCCAUCGUGGAUGGGAUGUCGAUGGUGCUAUUGCACUUCAUGAAGAAUAUUUGACUCUUAAGCAAGAGAAUGAGAUGGAUGUUGACGAUCAUAUCUCUGUACUGGUGUGGGCAUCGAUGCCCAUACCUCUGUCCCUGGUAUGGGUGUCGAUGCUCAUACCUCUGUCCCUGGCGGGAGUGGCAUUGACGAUGUGAUGUUCUCCAUUGCUGAAGAUGGUACCAUUGCUCCAUAGUGGGUCUUUUAAGUUUCUCCCUUUUGUUUACAAGUGACAAUUGAUUUAAACUUUAAGUCUCUUUUGUUUAAAGCAUGAACAUUGCCAUUGUGGCAUUGAGUAUGUAUGCUUAACGAUCCUUUUGAUGUGCGAACAUCCUCUUAGCGAUGUCCCUUUUGAAUUUUAUGACGCUUUGAUGUAUGAACAUUGCCUUUGCGGUGGUAUGACUUAUUAUCUU